Messenger RNA from Ixodes scapularis (black-legged tick), 1650 nucleotides. RefSeq lists its product as uncharacterized. Lineage: Eukaryota; Metazoa; Arthropoda; Arachnida; Ixodida; Ixodidae. The transcript has 4 exons. The record is from RefSeq and is a predicted model, not a curated record. The coding region runs from base 488 to 1465 and encodes 325 amino acids.
GUGAACAAAGUGCAUGCUUUUGUUCACUUUCCAAAUUGACGAACAUGCCCGUGCUAUAGCUUUAGAGUUAGCAGGCUGGGCUGUGGAUUUGUGAACAUUGGAAAUGUGUAUAGUAGACGGUGGGUUCAUUAUGUGGGACGCGUUUUCCUUACAAAUUUAGAAACGCAAUGCUGAAUCCGCAGCAACCGGAUGAGCUAUACCAUGUCACACCUUCUUUGAGGCCAUGCAUCUUGCAGCCUAUAGUGUUAGCUAAACCAUAAUACCAGCAGAACUCCGGUCAUGUUGACCUUCUGUUAUCGGUGAGGUAUACUUUAGUUAGGGGCAAGCCGGUGCAUAACUCAGGAAUGUAAGAUAGCGAGUGUCCGAGUUCAGCGGUACCAUAUGAACUAUUAACUUCCAGCAGAGCUUAGGGUUUGCAUUUGAACUCUAUCCUGAUGCAAGAAUUUGGGCCUACGGGCCCCAACGACUGUUCCUUCUGGCCAUACAGAUGAGCGCCUCCAUGGUUUCGGUGCUUCCGAGGCAGGCGGUGUACGUGUUCCCACCUCUAGAGCUCUUCGACCCGAUCUGCGUGCGCCUGGUCGUGGACAGCAUGGACUCCUCAACGACCGUUGCCUGUCUCUUGGGCUUCUUCAAGCUCAUCUGCGAGCACGCCUACCGUAAGGUGUUGCAGGCCAGCGACCGCGACGGCCUGUGGCUGGACGAAGUUCCCGUGACCGACGCGUUCCUGGAACGGGAGCUCGGUUCGCUCUGCACCCCCGGCCCAGACGCUCCGAGGCCAACCAUGGACGACUUCUACCUGCUGCUCAGUGUCAUGCUGUGCAACCUCCCACGCGUCCAGGGCUCCAACCUUAGCAGGACCUGGUUCCAGAACCGCACCAACGACCUGGUGGCGUUGUUCCCGGCCGUGUCGGCGCCUCCGCGGGUGCCGCUGUACCAGGCCGACCAGGCGGAAGCCAUCGCCCAGUUCGGCGAGCAGUGGCCGUACACGCGGGCCGCCGUGUGCCGGGCGUUGCUCCACGCUCGCUUCGCGGGGCCCGCGGCGCGGCUGCAGGAGUACGUGAGCGUGGGCUGGCGCUUUGCCGGCAUGAAGCACGUCCACCUGGUUCUGGAGUUCCUCACGGAGCGCAACUCCUGGGUCCUGGACGCCGUCCCCGAGUUGCGUGCAAACAACAACCGCCUGCAGGCCUUCCUCAGGGCGUACCAAUCUCUGGGUGCCGACGGACCCUACAUGAAGCUGCUGCAUCUUCCGGAGGCGGUCACGUCGUUGCGCAAGUACCUGGGCUUGCACGUGGCUGCCGCGUACGCGCUGGCGGUUGUCGAGGACGACAACUGGCUCAACUACAAGGGCGUGCCAAGGGACAGGGACGAGCAGGCCAUCAUCGAGAAGAUCAGGGCCAUGAAGGAGGUGGCCCGAGGCACGUCGGACCGCGACACGCUAGUUCCCAAAGAAUCGGCGGACGUCUGAUCACAGCGUGGACGCCAAUCCACGAGUCUCUGCCACGGUUCAUAGUACACGAAGCACUUAUUGGCCUAUGACGAAGGCAAAAUGAAUGACGCGAACGAGAAGGAACUCGCGAGCAUGUAUGUUGUUUUUCUUGCACCUGACCUGCCCUUAAAGGACGCAGGCAUUUCCAGAUAGGGGUGUCAGCG